AUGGCGCCCACAACUGCCCAACCCCGCCCCAUAGUCGUCUCCGGCCCCAGCGGCGCCGGCAAAUCCACCCUCCUCAAACGCCUCUUCGCUCAAUACCCCACCCACUUCGGCUUCUCCGUCUCCCACACCACCCGCUCCCCUCGCCCAGGAGAAGAAGAUGGCAUCGCCUACAACUUCGUCACGAAAGAAACCUUCAACAAACUAGUCUCUGAGAACGGCUUCAUCGAGCACGCCCAAUUCGGCUCCAAUCUCUACGGCACGUCCAUCGCAGCGGUGAAGAAUGUAGCGGAGCAAGGUCGGGUUUGUAUUUUGGAUAUUGAGAUGGAAGGGGUGAAGCAGGUGAAGAAAACGGAUUUGAAUGCGCGGUUUGUGUUUUUGCAGCCGCCGAGUGUGGAGGUUUUGGAGCAGAGGUUGAGGGGAAGGGGGACGGAUAAGGAGGAGGCGAUUAGGGAGCGGUUGGAGCAGGCGGAGAAGGAGAUUGAGUUUUCGAAGACCGAGGGGGUGCAUGAUCGGAUUAUUGUUAAUGAUGAGUUGGAGCGGGCUUGGGGGGAGUUUCGGGCGUUUUGCGUGGAGGGGGUGGAGGGGAAGUAG
This is a messenger RNA of Recurvomyces mirabilis, 591 nucleotides long. It is a transcript of the gene GUK1, whose product is annotated as guanylate kinase. Gene Ontology annotation, biological process: purine nucleotide metabolic process. Lineage: Eukaryota; Fungi; Ascomycota; Dothideomycetes; Mycosphaerellales; Teratosphaeriaceae. The record is from RefSeq and is a predicted model, not a curated record. Bases 1 to 591 code for a protein of 196 amino acids. Gene Ontology annotation, cellular component: cytosol. Gene Ontology annotation, molecular function: GMP kinase activity. The transcript has 2 exons.